AUGUAUAAGCGCGAAAAGAGUGAUCUAGCUAGCCUUCUUCUCCCUGUUCCGGAUGAAUUUGAGGCAAAUGGGAAUUAUGCACUAUAUAGAAUGGCUUCUAGCAAAAAAGGUCAAAUGGGAUUGGAUUACAUGAUGAGUACUGAAAUUGGAAAAAAUGACUAUGAUUGGUUGAAAACGCCACCGGCUACGCCUUUAUUUCCAUCUCUUGACAUGGAAGCCAAUGCUCCAGAACUAGUCAUUCAGAAGGAGAUCCCAAUUAUUCAACCUGUUAUUACUCUAUCAAGGUUUGCAGGAGGAGCUAAAAUAAGAAGUACUCUUAUAAGAUCUUCAUCACCUAAUCAAAAGCCAAAAAUAGACACAAAAAACUCAACACAAAUUGGAAAACAAAAUGUGUCAUCAAUAGAGAAGAAGAACACAAGAUUUGCAACCACAACAAUGAUCAAAUCCAAUACUAGCAAUGAUCAUAAAGAAAGAUCAAACACAUUGUCAUCAAGUGCAACAAGAACAACCAAGCAAAAAGAUUCAAGUCUUAAUUUUUUAGCUUCCAAUUUAUCAAAAACAAUGGGAACUGAGUCGUCUUUGAGUACCACUAGGCCUAAAAGCAGGGGAGUGUCCCCUGCUGGUAGACCUAAAAGCAGGGGAGAGUCCCCUGCUGGAAGGCCAAAAAUCCUGGGAGCUCAGUUCCCAGGAUUUUCUGAUGAAACUCCACCUAAUCUCAAGACAGAUCGGUCCCUGUCAGCAAACAGGGGCCGGCCUAACCAAUCAACUAACCAAAGACCAGGAUCAUCAUCACCAUCAUCGUCCUUUUCUUCAACGUCAAUACCUUCUACAAAACCAAUAAAACGACAAUCUUGUUCACCCAGUGUAACGCGUGGACGAAAACAAGAGAUUAGUACAAGUAGUACAAAUAUUCAACAGGGGAAUGGCACAACACAAGUUCUUGGUAGCAAAAUGGUUGACAAGUUCAUGAAUGCUAGGAAGUCAAUUCAUGAAGAGAAGGCAAAAUUGACUAGUUCAAUGAAUGAGAGCUCAGGUUUUGGAAGGCACAUUUCAAGAAUUUCAGCAAAUAUGGCUCACAAGCACAUGGAAAUCCAUCAAGACACUGGUAAUUCUAGCAAAAAUGGCACAAUUACUGGGAGAAAAUCUUCAAAUAUUAGAGGCAGUAAAAUCCCUAGUGCAUAA
Solanum tuberosum (potato) is the source of this 1182-nucleotide messenger RNA. RefSeq lists its product as uncharacterized. The transcript is spliced from 5 exons. Gene Ontology annotation, biological process: cortical microtubule organization. NCBI's taxonomy places the organism in Eukaryota, Viridiplantae, Streptophyta, Magnoliopsida, Solanales, Solanaceae. Bases 1 to 1182 code for a protein of 393 amino acids. The record is from RefSeq and is a predicted model, not a curated record. Gene Ontology annotation, cellular component: cortical microtubule.